Messenger RNA from Prunus dulcis (almond), 1285 nucleotides. Its product is annotated as egalitarian protein homolog. Gene Ontology annotation, molecular function: 3'-5' exonuclease activity; RNA binding. Bases 85 to 1116 code for a protein of 343 amino acids. Gene Ontology annotation, biological process: nucleobase-containing compound metabolic process. Lineage: Eukaryota; Viridiplantae; Streptophyta; Magnoliopsida; Rosales; Rosaceae. The record is from RefSeq and is a predicted model, not a curated record. The transcript is spliced from 10 exons.
ACAUAAUAUUUGGUGAAGUGGAGAGAGAACCAGGGUUAGUUGGUUUCAGAGGCAAAAUUAGAUUGGCGUGGAUGGUCCGAUCACAUGGCCUCUUUACCUCCUCCAUAUCAGACACACCUUCCUCUAUCGCCUGACCCAGGUGAGAAACCCCCAAAUUAUGAACCCCAGUUGCCGCUGGUUCCUAUUCAUGUAGUCACUCAUGCAUCUCAGCUUCCUGCCGAGUUCCUGGAGCCAUCAGCUGAAAGGCAAUUGGUAAUUGGCUUUGAUUGUGAGGGAGUUGACUUGUGCCGUCAUGGAACACUCUGUAUCAUGCAGCUUGCAUUUCCAGAUGCUGUAUAUCUGGUUGAUGCCAUUCAGGGAGGGCCUAUGCUUAUCCAAGCCUGUAAGCCUGCACUUGAGUCUAGCUACAUCACCAAAGUUAUUCACGACUGCAAACGAGAUAGCGAGGCCUUGUAUUUUCAGUUUGGCAUCAAGUUGAACAAUGUUGUAGAUACUCAGAUUGCCUAUUCGCUGAUAGAGGAACAAGAAGGGAGGAAAAGAUUGCUGGAUGAUUAUAUAUCAUUUGUGGGCCUCCUUGCUGAUCCACGCUAUUGUGGAAUAUCUUAUCUUGAGAAGGAAGAAGUUCGAUUCCUCCUUAGGCAGGACCCCAACUUUUGGACAUACAGACCUUUAUCUGAACAGAUGGUCCGUGCAGCUGCAGAUGAUGUCCGCUUUCUUCUGUAUAUCUAUUACAAGAUGAUGGAGAAAUUGAAUCAACAGUCAUUAUGGUAUCUUGCAGUUCGAGGUGCUCUCUAUUGCAGAUGUUUUUGCAUCAACGACAACAAUUUUGCAGACUGGCCACCUCUCCCCCCUAUUCCAGCGGAUAACCUAAUAGUGGAUGGCAAUGCUCCGGAGGAAGAAAUCCUUUCAGUGCUUGAUGUUCCUCCUGGAAAGAUGGGACGUGUUAUCGGGAGAAGAGGAGCUUCCAUUUUGUCAAUAAAGGAAUCUUGCAAUGCGGAAAUUCUCAUUGGAGGUGAUAAGGGCCCACCCGAUAAGGUGUUCAUCAUAGGACCAGUGAAGCAAGUGAGGAAAGCAGAAGCCAUGUUAAGGGGGAAGAUGAUGGACGUGUACUACUAGAAACAUAUCAUGUUGUCGUCUUCGCCCCUUUCUUUAAAAAUAAAUAAAUAAAAGAAUUCUAAGAAAUUGGGUCAUCUUUUCUUUUUCUUCUUUCCGUGCUCUUUUUCUUUUCUUUCGGUACAGAACAGAACCCGUCAUCUAUUCAAAUUGUUCUGUUUAUGAAACGACA